CCCAGGAAGAUUGAAGUUCCCAAGGAAUGCUGUGAGCAAUGGUCAUGUGACCCUAAAGAAGAUGACACUGGAGGCUUUACAAUGGCAGCAUUCAGACAGGAAGCUACCUUGGGGAUUGAAGCAUCUGACUCAAGUUCUAACUGCAUCGAGCAGACAACAGAAUGGAGUGCGUGUUCUACCAGUUGUGGAAUGGGUGCCUCCACCAGAGUCACUAACAAGAACCCAAUGUGCGAGAUGGUGAAAGAGAUCAGGCUAUGUGAAGUGCGGCCCUGUGAAAAGAGUCAACUACCUGAUAAGGGGAAGAAAUGUCUCCGAACUAUAAAGGCUCGCACAGCUGUCCAUCUGGAGUACAAGAAUUGCACCAGCAUCCAGAUGUAUAAACCCCGUUACUGUGGCAUCUGCAACGAUGGACGGUGCUGCACUCCACACACAACGAGAACAAUCCAGGUGGAAUUCCGUUGUCCUGAAGGCAACCCUAUCGAGCAUCCUGUGAUGUCCAUCGCUACGUGUGUGUGUCACAGCAACUGUCCUCAGAAUAGCAACACUUUUGUUCGAAAGCUCAGUUGAAUGAGCCACUCAAAAAUCAGACUAGUCUUGUAAUAUUUUAACAACAUUUAUCUUCUUUUUUGGGAGGGAGGCAAAAUCACAUGCUCUGCUUCCCCAUACAAUCUGUCCAUCAUUUGAUUUCUAGAUAACCCAGUUCGGUUCCUGUGGAAUUUUUUGAAUUCAUGCUUGCCUCAAACAAUGUUGCCUCAUUAAAAUACUGUCACUUGGGGGUAUGUAGCUUUUAUUUCUUAGCAGCUUCUCUUUUCUUGGCUACAUGUACUAGCAUGCCACAGGUCGUAUUUCUGCAUUGUUUUCCCUGGACCAGCUGUUUAAACUUGAUGAGCAAGA
Molecule: messenger RNA, 894 nt
Organism: Python bivittatus (Burmese python)
Lineage: Eukaryota; Metazoa; Chordata; Lepidosauria; Squamata; Pythonidae
Source: RefSeq, a predicted model, not a curated record